AUGCCAUCUCUAUCUAACACCAUUUUAGCCAUCAUACAGCGAGUCCUCUCGGCUUCUGUUACCGUCGAAAAUGAAGCUGUCUCCUCAAUCGGCCAAGGGCUUCUCGUGUUUGCUGCUGGUAUGAUGGGAUCGCCCCUAUCUCUCUUCUCCAAUGCUAACACCGAUAUCCCACCUCCGUACAGUCGCUCCAUCUGAUACCCCGAAAGAUGUCGAAGUAAUCGCCAACAAAAUACUAAGGUUAAAAGUCUGGGAUGAUGAAGGUGGUGGACGAUGGAAGAGAUCUGUCCUCGACCUCGAUCAUCAGGUUCUACUAGUAUCGCAGUUCACGUUGUUAGCUACAACAAAGAAGGGGAACAAGCCUAACUUCCAUGGAGCUUGUCCUCCAGCUGUUGCAAAGGAAAUCUACGCAUCUUUGCUACAGAAAACCCGAGAACUGUACGUUGAGGAAAAGAAGCUAUCACCCGAGGCUGGGAGCGCCAAGGUCCAAGACGGAGUCUUUGGGGAGAUGAUGGAAGUCAGUUUGGUUAAUGAUGGGCCGGUAACCUUCGAGAUUUCUUCACCAAUGAAGCAAGCCGAAACUCCUCCGGUGGCAGGAGGAGGGGAAGGCAAUACACAAGGAAAAAAUAAGACCAAAGUCGCCUCUUCAAACGGAGAAGGUCAAGUCAAGCCGAGCGAGGUGGUAAUUGACGGCGGUGAGCUUGACGAGGGAAAAUGAACGUCAUAUCCGGGUCCCCAAUCCGACUCCUCCCAACUUACAUAUGAUAUGUGUUCAUUUACUUUCCAUCUUCGGAUCUCACGGGAGACGUGUGUGGGGCAAAAGUGAAAUCCACAUGAUUAUCCGCCCCCGGACUCCAGGGGAAUUCAACUAAACUUUUUUUCUUUCUUUUUUCCCCCUUCCUUUAAACGCUUGCGCGAUACCAUACCGGCAUCGUAACUGUACUCCUGAGUACGAGUACUCGAGUACAUUCGUAUGAUACAACCCACCCCCGUCAAAGUAGUUACAUCAGCUGAGUCUAACGAAAU
Messenger RNA from Tuber aestivum (summer truffle), 1023 nucleotides. The record is from the annotation of a GenBank genome assembly. NCBI's taxonomy places the organism in Eukaryota, Fungi, Ascomycota, Pezizomycetes, Pezizales, Tuberaceae.